Molecule: messenger RNA, 216 nt
Organism: Bipolaris zeicola 26-R-13
Lineage: Eukaryota; Fungi; Ascomycota; Dothideomycetes; Pleosporales; Pleosporaceae
Exons: 1
Coding region: 1-216 (71 amino acids)
Source: RefSeq, a predicted model, not a curated record
AUGGGAUGGGAGACGCGGCAUCGAUGGCAUCAGACGGAUUGGGAGGCAGUCGAGAGGAACCCAGAAUUCUUGAAGAUACCACAGCCAUUGUGGCUGUAUUGCCACGAUGCUGAAGCGUAUGCGUAUGAAAAAUGCCAGGCGGUGGUUGACCACGUGAAGUCUGGCACGCCGUUUGAGUCGGCCAAUCUGCCAGAAGGCUAUGUUCAUGAAGACUGA